Messenger RNA from Polistes dominula (European paper wasp), 1418 nucleotides. RefSeq lists its product as uncharacterized. Gene Ontology annotation, biological process: cellular response to hydrogen peroxide. NCBI's taxonomy places the organism in Eukaryota, Metazoa, Arthropoda, Insecta, Hymenoptera, Vespidae. The record is from RefSeq and is a predicted model, not a curated record.
UGUUUAGGAAAUUUUGAAAAGCGCGCCAAUGAAAGAGUAAUACACGUAGCGUCAUCUAGAUCGUCAUCUCCCGUUACAAAUAGUACCAAGAAAAUGGCAGCUGCGCGCAAAAUCGUGUUUAUUUACGUGCUGUCUACGAUUGAUUGAUCGCAAAGUACUGUAAAGUAAAUUGAGUUGAGCGGGAAAGUGAAGCAUCUUCGUUGGUUGAUCAUAAUUGAUAAUGUGUGGACAAAUAUAAUUCAUCAAAAUAAAAAGAAAAAAAUAAUGAAAUAAUUGAUAAUACGAAUGGAAAAUAAUAUUUUCUCGGUGGUGGUUGGUUGUUUUUGGUUGAUGAUAUAGUUUUUCGCUUACGACGCAUAGCGUACGCUGCAUCAUCCAACCUUUGUGUUUGGAAGUACAACUCUAACCUCUUUUUAAAAAGGUGACGCGCAGUAGCGCCGUCGUACCUUCAAACGUUCUGGAAAUUUCCUAAGAACUGUCAAGAGUUUUGUUUUGCCAACAUACACGGUGGCCCUUCAUCUCAAUUAUCCGGCACGAUGCCAUGUUUCCGCGUUCACUGAGUCCACGGACGUUCAAAAUCUUGACAAUGGCUGACGAAGUUCUGCCGGCGAGUUUGGAGAAGCUCGAAAUCGAUCGACUCUCGACUAGUUGUCCCCACAUCGCUUCUACUGAUAAUUUGAAAGCAACAAAUCCAUUUCAAAGAAGAGGCAAGAGCACAAGCCCAGAUUGCAGCUACUUGUUUAGAAGAAGAUCGAUGCCUAACAGAUCAGUGCCAUCCACGACAAUUACCCGGGGUGUAAAAAGUACAACGAACUUUAAGCCUUCUAAAAAUGAAAGACUUCAGGAUAAAACUAAAAAGAACUCUAUCAUAAAAGAGGCUGUUUUGCAAUUAAAUUCUAUUGAUUCUGAUUGUUUAAGUGAUAAUAUAACAGAUACUUUAUUCAAGCAGACCUGCAGAUAUAGUAUUCCUGGUAGAAAUUGUAAAACUUUUGGUCACGGUUCUGUCACUAAGGACUUUAAGGCGUUAAAUAUUAGUCAGGAGUGUAGACAAGCUAAGGACGAUACUAGUAUUGUAGAUAAUUAUCAAGGUGGAAGUUUUCAACGAGCUCGUAGUAAUACGAUGCCAAGUUUAGAAAGAAGUCCUGGUCCUGGCGGAGGUAUCCAACUGGAUACGAUUAAUGUAUCCGGCCAAUCUUCAAAUACAAACACUUGUUCUAUACAAGCUCGUAUAUCAACACCUUCCUGUGACGUUACUAUAGAUGAACUUGCCAGCUAUUUUGAAGAGUUUGUUCAUAUUCCAAAGAAAAUGUCUCACAUGGCAGAAAUGAUGUACAUUUAACCAAAAAUGCGCAUUUCUUGUUACAAGAAUUUAAUUUGAUACCUAAAUUAUAUCUAAAAUAAUAAAAGGCUACAUAAUU